This is a messenger RNA of Cladophialophora psammophila CBS 110553, 1386 nucleotides long. RefSeq lists its product as uncharacterized. Gene Ontology annotation, molecular function: FAD binding; oxidoreductase activity. The transcript has 7 exons. The record is from RefSeq and is a predicted model, not a curated record. The coding region runs from base 1 to 1386 and encodes 461 amino acids. NCBI's taxonomy places the organism in Eukaryota, Fungi, Ascomycota, Eurotiomycetes, Chaetothyriales, Herpotrichiellaceae.
AUGACGACUGAACAAGUUUACAGCAUACUCCGCGACAAGCUCGGUGAGAGCAAGAUCGUAAAGCCCAAAGCCGGGGAGCUGAAAUACUUCACCGCACAGUCGGCUGCACUCGUUCCUGCCGUCCAAGUGUUUCCGGAAAAUGCAAAAGAAGUCUCAACUGUACUCCAGGUCGCGCAGGAUCUGCAGAUCCCUUUUGCCGUGAAGGCUGGUGGACACGGAGUAUACUCCGGCGCAUCGAGCAUUGAGGGCGGUAUCCUGAUUGACUUGAGCCGGAUCAACGCGGUGGAGGUCGCUCCUGACCGUACGUCUGUGUCCAUAGGGGCGGGGGCGAAGUGGGGUGACGUUUACGGCAAACUUGAUCAGAUGGGCAUCAGCGUACCUGGAGGGCGUAUUUCGACGGUGGGUGUUGGCGGCCUGACACUUGGAGGUGGAAUCUCCUUCGCGGCCAGCCGGUACGGCCUUGCAUGCAACAACGUCAAAAGCUAUGAGGUAGUUCUCGCCGACGGGAAGAUCGUAUCUGUCACACACGAAACUCACCCAGAUCUCUUCUGGGCGCUCCGCGGGGCAGGGACGAAUUUCGGGAUCCAAUAUCUUGAAGACUCCGAGACGCGAGCAAUCGCUUUGCUGGACACCUUCUGUAAAAGCCAAGAUCCGUCGUCGUCGUCUGCGGACGCCGACGCCGAGGCCUUCAUCAUCACCGCCUAUGUUGCUCCGAUGGCCAGAUUCAUCACCACGGCGGUUUUGUCCCACGGCAAACCAGAGGACGAUCCGCCCGUGUUUGACGGAUUCACGGCGUUACCGUCUAUCGCUUCGUCGACGAAGAUUCGAAGUAUAGCUAACCUUUCAGUAGAAUUGAAUGCGAACAAUCCGCACGGGCUCAGGUCCAAGACACUGGCGUUGGCUGUGAAAAGCGACGUUAAAAUCCUCACCGGCGUCCUGGAGAUCUAUAAAGAGGUAAUCAGCCCACACCAGGACACGGUCAUAAACUUUGUGCCUGCGAUCUUGCUUCAACCUCUACUUCCGCGGAUGCUACCAGCCUCCGGGAGCGAACAUGCGCUGGGGCUCACCAGAGAAGACGGGCCACUGUUUGUGGUAUCCCUGCUCUGGUCCUGGACCGAGCCGUCAGACGACGCCCUUAUCGAGUCCCUCGCGCACGAUUUCGCAGGGCGUGUGACAGCGACAGCGACUGCCCAGGACAAGUUCCACCGCUACAUCUACCUCAAUUACGCGGCAGGCGAUCAGGACGUGUUCGCGAGCUACGGUAAGGAGAACCUGGAGAGGCUGGUGCAGGUCAGCAGGGAGUAUGAUCCGAACGGGGUUUUCUCCAAGUUGAGGCCUGGGUAUAUCAAGGUGGCGAGGGGCCGGCAGCCGAAUGGAGAUACAUGA